Perca flavescens (yellow perch) is the source of this 2636-nucleotide messenger RNA. It is a transcript of the gene cnnm3, whose product is annotated as cyclin and CBS domain divalent metal cation transport mediator 3. Gene Ontology annotation, biological process: transport; magnesium ion homeostasis. Gene Ontology annotation, molecular function: transmembrane transporter activity. Bases 145 to 2412 code for a protein of 755 amino acids. The transcript is spliced from 11 exons. Lineage: Eukaryota; Metazoa; Chordata; Actinopteri; Perciformes; Percidae. The record is from RefSeq and is a predicted model, not a curated record. Gene Ontology annotation, cellular component: plasma membrane.
UGGCCGCCACGCAGAUCAGUUGCAGUUGUGUUCGUUUUGUGUGGCUGAGCCUGAGCCCGGUGCGUUCCAUUUGUCCUCCGGUGUGACGUCGUUCCCAGAACGCCCCGCGGGUGGGCGGGGCCGCUACAGGGCUGCUGGAGUCACAUGAGCAGAGCCAGGCUGACCAAUUCCAAUAUGGUGGCCAGCUUGGCAGGUCUACGGUUCCUGUUGAUGAUAUUGUUGUUCUGCGGGAUCAGGUACGGCGCCUGCAGCCAGGAAGCUCCGCUCGUUCUGGGGCUGCGACUGGAAGACCCGACGGGUCUGGUGUGUAUGAAGGAUCGCAUCAUCUCGGCGCCAGAAGGAGCCACGUUCAAGCUCCGUCUUUUCGGCACUGAGCUGGAUGGAAACUGGACGUGGGUGGCGUUCGCAGGGGCAGCUGGCGGAGCCGCGGGGUCGGUCGGGGAUACGCCUGACCCGUGCGAGCUGGAGUCAAACCGCCAGGAGUCCCCUUUCCAGGUGACGGGUCAAAUCACCCAGGACGAGGAAAACAGCCGGCUGGUAGAUGUCGAGGUCCGGCAGAGGAGCAUCUCUGGCGGCGAGCACACCUACUACCAGCUGUGCGUGCUGAGCGGAGACAAAUGGGCUUCUGUAGGCUCGGAAAGACUGCAGGUCAGCGGUCCGCCCGCAGACUACAUCCCGCCGUGGGGUCUGGCCGUGCUGGUCGUGCUGCUGCUUGUGGUCUGCGGGACGCUGAGGAUAGUGAACCUGAGCCUGCUGUGGCUGGACCCCGUGGAGCUGUACGUCCUCCAUAGCUGCGGAUCCGAGGAGGAGAAGCGGGCCGCCAAGCGCCUGGAGCCGAUCAGGCGCAGGGGGAACUUCUUGACGUGUUCUCUGCUGUUCCUGUGCGCUGUGGGACACUCGGUCCUCGGCGUGCUGCUGUACCGUGCGCUGGGCUCCAUCGCUGCGGCCGUGUUCACCAGCGGCCUCCUCAUCUUCUUCUUGGCCGAGCUGGGUCCCCACAUGCUGUGCUCCGGUUACGGGUUCCAGCUGGCGCCGGCUCUGACCUGGCUGGCCCAGGUUUGCUUGGUGCUCACCUGCCCCCUGUCCUGCCCUCUGGGGCUGAUCCUGGACCUGGGCCUGAGGCGGGACAUCAGCACCUGUGGGAUCAGGGAGAGGACCAUGGAGAUGAUCCGCACAAGCGUCAACGACCCUUACAGCGAGUUUGUGAAGGAGGAGUUCAGCCGCGGGAUGCUGCGCACUAAGACGGUGGAGGACAUCCUGACGCCCCUGAAGGACUGCUUCAUGCUGCCCAGCUCGGUCGUCCUGGACUUCUCCACCAUGUCUGACAUCAUGCAGUGCGGCUACACCCGGGUUCCCAUCUACGAGGAGGAGAGGUCCAACAUUGUGGAAAUCCUCUACGUGAAGGACUUGGCGCUGGUGGACCCGGACGACUGCACCCCCAUGACGACCAUCACCAAGUUCUACAACCACCCGCUGCACUACGUCUUCAACGACACCAAGCUGGACGCCAUGCUGGAGGAGUUCAAGAAAGGCAACUCUCACAUGGCGAUCGUGCAGAAGGUGAACAACGAGGGGGAAGGCGACCCUUUCUACGAGGUGCUGGGAUUGGUCACGCUGGAGGAUGUCAUCGAGGAGAUCAUCAAGUCCGAGAUCCUGGACGAGUCCGACGGAUACCUAGACAGGAAGGUGAAGCGUCCUCUCGCUCCGCUGGAGAUCCCUCUGGAGCCGCGCAGCGUCACCGACGAGUUCUCGCUCUUCAAGCCUCCCGAAGGAGACGCCAAGAUCAGGACCUCGCCACAGCUGCUGCUGGCCACGCACCGCUUCCUGUCCAGAGAGGUGUCCCACUUCAGCCCCGGCCGCGUGUCGGAGAAGGUCCUGUUCCACCUGCUCCGUCACCCCAGCGUCAACCAGGAAGUGCACUUUGAUCCAAACAACCGGCUGAGCCCGGGUCACUAUCUCUACACUCGCAACCACCCGGUCGACUAUUUCAUCCUGCUGCUGCAGGGUCGUGUGGAGGUGGAGAUCGGUAAAGAGGGGCUGAAGUUUGAGAACGGAGCGUUCACUUACUACGGCAUGUCUGCGCUCACGCUGCCAUCUUCAGUGCACCAGUCUCCCGUGUCGACGCAGCGGCACUCUCCCAGCGUCCCCUUUGAGUCAGCUGACGCUACGAGCCCGUCCAACUACUGUCCCGACUACACCGUCCGAGCUCUCACCGACCUGCAGCUCAUACGGGUGACACGUCUCCAGUAUCUGAACGCUCUCAUGGCGUCGCGGAUCGGUCCGAGUCCAGAUCCUCCCGAGAUUAAGAUCCUGCCCAACAGUCAGACCAAGCUGCUCAACGAGAGAAACGCCACACAACAAGGUGCCAGUAGCGCCCAGGAGAGGUUCACAGAAGAAGAGGCUCAUGGGUAGUGCGGUUCUGACCUGCUUCGACCAAGUAGAGCUUUUUUUUUUUUUUAGUUAGUUUUUAUUGCUGAAUCAUCUAUGGCUGGAACGUAGUUAUUGGACAAGACUGGAGCGAGAGUGAUUUCCUUUAUCUGCUGCUCACACAUCUCAUCUCCAUCCCCAUUCCUUUGUGUCAUUUCCAUUGCAAUUAUUAUUUUAUGCGUUUUUUAUACACUUUGGACUCUGUGUGU